Nerophis lumbriciformis (worm pipefish) is the source of this 2397-nucleotide messenger RNA. Lineage: Eukaryota; Metazoa; Chordata; Actinopteri; Syngnathiformes; Syngnathidae. The record is from RefSeq and is a predicted model, not a curated record.
AUGCAGGCCGCUGUCGUCGAACGAGCAGGAGAUUCGAAGGUGAGCCAGCCGACAGACACUGCCGACAGGGUCGGUGCUUCCGAUUUCAUCCGUGACGCUGUUCGCGUCGAUCGCACUGAAGGUCGUUUCGGGGGCCGGGUGCAGACCCGGUUUCCGCCCGAGCCCAACGGCUACCCGCACAUCGGCCAUGCCAAGUCGAUCUGCUUGAAUUUCGGCGUCGCCGAGCAGUUCGACGGCAAGUGCAACCUGCGCUUCGACGACACCAACCCGUCGACCGAGGAGAUCGAAUUCGUCGACGCUAUAGAGCGCGACGUGCGCUGGUUGGGCUUCGAGUGGCCCGAGCCCAGCUGCUUCGCUUCGGAUUACUUCGAGCGCAUCUACGACUAUGCCGAGCAGCUGAUUGAAGCCGGCAAGGCAUAUGUCGACAGCCUGUCCGAAGAAGACAUCCGCGAGUAUCGCGGCACGGUGACCGAGCCCGGCCGGCCGAGUCCUCACCGGCAGCGCUCGGUCGAGGAAAACCUCGAUUUACUGCGGCGCAUGCGGGCCGGUGAGUUCGACGAGGGCGAGCACGUGCUGCGGGCCAAAGCCGACAUGGCCGCGGCCAACAUGAAGAUGCGCGAUCCGCUGCUCUACCGGAUCCGCAAGGUGCAUCACUACCGCACUGGCGACCGGUGGCCGAUCUACCCGAUGUACGACUUCGCCCACUGCCUGUCGGACGCCAUCGAGGGGGUCACCCACUCGCUGUGCACGCUCGAAUUCGAGAACAACCGCGAGAUCUACGACUGGGUGCUCGACAACGUGCUCGAAGGGCAGGAGCUCGUUGACCGCCCGCGGCAGACCGAAUUCGCCAGGCUGAACGUGAGCUAUACCGUGCUCAGCAAGCGCAAGUUGGCCGAGCUGGUCGACGGCGGUCACGUCGAGGGCUGGAGCGACCCGCGGAUGCCCACCCUGUCGGGUCUGCGCCGGCGGGGCUACACCGCCUCGGCGAUCCGCGCGUUUUGCGACCGAAUCGGCGUCGCCAAAGCCAACAGCACGGUCGACAUGGCGCUGCUCGAGCACUCGAUCCGCGACGAUCUCAACACCGAGGCACCGCGGGUGCUGGCGGUGCUGCGGCCGCUCGAGGUGGUGAUCGACAACUACCCCGAGGAGCGUUCGCAGGAGCUCGACGCGCCGUAUUUUCCGCACGAUGUGCCGCGCGAAGGCUCGCGCAAGCUGCCGUUCUCGCGCCGGCUGUUCAUCGAGCGCGACGACUUCAUGGAAGAUCCGCCGAAGAAGUUCUUCCGCCUGGCGCCGGGCCGAGAAGUGCGGCUGCGCCACGCCUGGGUGAUCCGCUGUCACGACCUGGAGAAGGAUCCGCAAACGGGCGAGGUCGUUCGUCUGCGCUGCACCUACGAUCCGGACACCUACGGGCCGCCCAAGGACGGGCGUCGUAUUCAAGGAACCGUCCACUGGGUGUCGGCGGCGCACGCCGUGCCGAUCGAGGCGCGGCUUUACGACCGUCUGUUCACGGACGAACAGCCCGACCAAGGCAAGGGUGGCCCGGAUUUCAAGAGUUUCCUGAAUACCGACUCGCUCGAGGUGCUCCAGGGUUGGGCCGAGCCCAGCGUCGCCGACGCGACCUCGGGGAGCCACUUCCAGUUCGAACGCCAGGGUUACUUCUACCUCGAUCCGGGAGCAUCCGCGGCUUCUGAACGGCCGGUUUGGAACCGCACCGUCACUUUGCGCGAUACCUGGGCCAAGCUGGCCGAGCGGCCGGCGCCGGCCAAGGUGAAGAAACCGACCGCCAAGAAAGCCGCUGCAACGCGCCAGCGUCGCCGCAGUCGGGCGGUCGGCGAUCCCACCGAAGGUUGGUCGGAAGGGCGCCUGGCCGAGCUCGAGCGCUACCAACAGGAGUUCCGGCUAUCGCGCCAAGAGGCGCUGGUGAUCUUGACCGACAUCGACCUGGCGGCGUUCUUCGAAACCGCGAUUACCGAGCCUACCGACCCCAAGGCCAUCGCCGGUUGGAUCGUCAACGAGCUGCCGACCAAGACCACGCCGGUGGCCGAUCUGCCGUUCGGCGCCGAGCAGUUGGCCGAGCUGGUGGCGUUGGUCGGCGACGGCACCAUUACCGGCAAGAUCGCCAAGGAUGUACUGGCGGUGAUGCUCGCCGAGGGCGGCAGCCCGCGCCAGAUAGUUGCCGACCGCGGUCUGCAGCAGCUUGGCGAUCAGGGUCAGCUAGAGCCGAUGAUCGCCGCUGUGCUGGCCGGCCAUCCGGCGCAGGUCGAGCAGUACCGGGAGGGUAAGACGGCGCUGCUGGGCUUCUUCGUUGGUCAGGUGAUGAAGGAAACCCGCGGCCGGGCCAACCCGGAGCUGGUGCAGAAGCUGCUGCGCCGGCUGUUAGGUCAGGAGCUCGGCUGA